AUGCACUGGAUCCGUGAAGUGCGCAAUGGUAGCGCGACGACGGGGACACGAGGCAAGAAGACGCGGAGAGGCGCUUCGAAUGGUUCGAGACAUGGGCAUUCGGUGUCCACAGAGGCCGUUUCGAAGGCUGCUCACAGAUACUCAUUCUCUAGCGAACUUACACCUUUAUCCAUCGCAUCGCUCAUCACCCCGGCAGAGGACUUGACCGUUGACGUCCCCUGGCUACGAGCUGUUUUCACUGAGACUUGGGAGACGAUCUUUGGCCAUUGGAUGUCUCGUUAUGGCUGUCCCUUCGUUUUCGGUGACGAGAACAUCGCAGAAAGCUUCAUCAGCAUAUCUUCACUUUGCGGCCAGCUCGACAAAUGGAUGGCCGCCGACUCGGGCAGAGCCAACGACCACACUUAUUCGGGAUUUAGUGAGGCUUUCACCGACAUUGACACAGACCAUCAGACACGUAUGUCCCUCGAAAGGGUCAUUCUUGCCUUUGCGGCGCGCUGGCUGCCUCUCGCAUCGUCAUCUACGCCUCUAGACACAGCUUCUACCCAAGAGACAAUUGUCAGACUUUGGAGAGAGGCUCGAGCAGACAUGCUGAAUGUCAUCAACAGGCCGACUUAUCGAAGUAUGCUCACACUCUAUCUGUUUGGCUUGACACCGAUUCCAGACGGCAUCACCGACGAGGAGGAGUUAUCUGGCAUGUCCGGGUCGCUCUGCGUACAGGCAAGCCUACAACAAGUGUACAUGCUGAGGGUGCGGCAAAGAAGUCUACAGUUCAGCGGGUCUAAGGUCUCACCGGUGACAGAAAAGACGUUCUCCUUGAGUCCGGACCCUGUGGCGACGAACAACUUUAUGAAUGCGGAGAGCAUUGCGCACUGGGCUGCUCUGAUAUUCGACACCUCUGCUUCGCUUACCCUGAGCUGUCGUCCGAUCUUAUCAUCCGGCCUCUUUGGAUUUGAAUCUGACUGGUGCUGGUGUCUGGUACGCUCCUGUACCGAACUCUUCCAAGGCACGAUAUCAGGAUGGACUGGCGAGAUGACAGAAUCGAAGGCGAAUCAAGUGAUCGCGGCCGGAUCUAUGACUAAACUGCGAACUUGGAAACUCGAGGCCGUCUUUCGUGAGGCUCUUCGCGAUGGGCACGACGAGUCUGCAGUCAACAAGGUCUACAAUGAAAUCAUCGACGGUAUCGAGCAGUUCAAUCAAGUGUACGGCGAUCUUCUCGAAGCGUGCCAGAAACGCAUUCACUUCUUGAGCCAAGCGACGAAGCUGCGAUGGCACGAACUAAUUCUGCAUUACAACAUCGGCAUACUUUUGAUCGUGGAUGCAAUCGAGGCUACAGAAAGAUACGACCUUCUGCCGCGAUUGUCGGCAGCUCGCACCGAGGCUGAGAUCAGCGUUCUGAAUGUGCUCAAGUUUGGCAUUGAGAACACAUACACGAUCACUCUACGUUCAGGAACCAGUCCCGGCAGUAUAGGCCUGGACGACGGCAGGACGACUGUUCCAAUACUCGCUAUCGACCCCUACCCGCAUCAUGUCGUUGCAGCUGUACAGCUUAUGAGGAAAGCCGUCGACCGGGAUCUGGCCACUGACAGGAUAAACGAGGACACGCAUUCUAAUCUUAAUGGAAUACUGCGAAGGGCGCUGGAUCUGCUUCCUGGCAGCUCGAAAUCAGUUGUGUCUGCAAGGAGGCAAGUGGGUCUUGAUAUGGAUGACACCUGA
Molecule: messenger RNA, 1713 nt
Organism: Zasmidium cellare ATCC 36951
Lineage: Eukaryota; Fungi; Ascomycota; Dothideomycetes; Mycosphaerellales; Mycosphaerellaceae
Exons: 5
Coding region: 1-1713 (570 amino acids)
Source: RefSeq, a predicted model, not a curated record